UCUUCUCAAUCUUAAACGCUGUGCAUCAAUUUCUCUACGUAUAAAUAAAUCAAGAAAAAACACGGAAUCUUUUCAAAAUUCUUUUACUAUUACCAGAACUGCAAAAUAAAAGAUCACAAAAUGUUGAACAAAAGAACGUUAAACCUUACAAAAAAUCUUCAAAUUUUAAAAGAAUUCAGCAUUUUAUUUAUUAUUUUAUUAACAAUAUUAAUAAAUUCAGCAAAUGGUUUAGCUAAUUGCCCAUACGGAUGUAAAUGUGAUGAUGAAACAUUAGUUGUAAAAUGCGGUGAAGGUCAUUUAGAUGUUUUACCGAUUGCAUUAAAUCCAUCAAUCCAAAGAUUAGUUAUUAAAAAUAAUAAAAUAAAAAUAAUUGAUUCAUCAAUACAAUUUUAUGCUGAAUUAGCAUUUUUAGAUUUAUCAUAUAAUCAUUUAAUUAGUAUACCACCAAAAACAUUUGCUUAUCAAAAGAAAUUACAAGAAUUACAUUUAAAUCAUAAUCGAAUUGGUUCAAUAAAUGAUAAAAUCUUAAUUGGUUUACAAUCUUUAACUGUAUUAAAUUUACGUGCUAAUUUAUUAGAUGAAUUAAGCGCUGGUACAUUUGUACAGCUAACAAAAUUAGAAGAAUUAAAUUUAGGACAAAAUAGAAUAAGUAAAAUUGAUCCGAAAGCAUUUGAUGGUUUAAUUAAUUUAAGGAUAUUAUAUUUAGAUGAUAAUACAUUAACAACAGUUCCAAGUUUAUCAUUUGUAGCGAUGCCAAUGUUAGCCGAAUUAUAUUUGGGUACAAAUUCAUUUACAACAAUACAAAAGAAUGCAUUUAAUGAUAUGAAAGGUUUAAUUAAAUUAGAUUUAAAAGGUGCUGGUUUACAUAACAUAUCAAAUGAAUCAUUUAAAGGUUUAGAUGGUGUUAGAAUAUUAGAUUUAUCAGAUAAUCGAUUACAACGAAUACCAACAACAGAAUUAAGUAAAAUGACACGUCUUGAAGAAUUAUCACUUGGUCAAAAUGAUUUUGAAAUAAUACCAGAAGGUGCAUUUAUUGGUUUAACAAAUUUAAAAAAAUUAGAAAUAACUGGAGCUGGACGUUUAAAACGUGUUAAUACUGGUGCAUUUACAACAAAUGCAAAUUUAGAAUGGUUAAAUUUAUCAUCAAAUAAGGAAUUGAAUGAAGUGCAAGAGGGUGCACUUAGCGGUUUACCACAUUUAAAACAUGUUAUAUUAAGAGAUAAUAAUUUGCAAACACUUGCCGAAGGUUUAUUCCCAUGGGUUGAUUUAAAAACAUUAGAUUUAUCAGAGAAUCCUAUAAUAUGCGAUUGUCGUGUAUUAUGGCUUAGAAAUUUAUUAGUUGUUAAAAAUUUUAGUCAAGAUGCAAAUGAAAAUAUUGCAAAUGUUUUAUGUGGAUAUCCAAAACAUUUACAAGAAGAAUCAUUACGUAAUUUAUCACCGGGCCUUUUGGGUUGUGCACGUACUGAUCAUCGAAAACAAGCAAUGAUUGGUGCUUUAAUUGUUGGUUCAGCAGCAUCAGUAACAGCACUUGUACUAAUAUUAUAUCGUUGCCGCCGAAAGAUACGUGAAUUUUUAAAAGGCGGUUGGGGUAAUUCAGCUCUUGGUCGUAAAGAACGUGAAUAUCAAAAAACUUUCUCUGAUGAAGAUUAUAUGUCACGUCAUCCACAUCCAUGUGGUUUAAGUGGUUUAGGUAUUCAUCCAACAUUUACAAAUAAUUAUAAUCCACAUCCAGCUUAUCCAGGCCAUAGACCAAUACCAGUAACGGAACUAUAGCUAGAGGCUCCACCACUCCAUCCAUUAAGGAGGAGUGGUGCCUCGACCCUACAACAACUUCAAGUACCAACCUCCACAGCCACCAUAAAUCAUAUAAAUGGUGCUGCAACACUUAAUGGUAUUAGUCGUGAUAGUUCACCGACAUUUGUACAAUUAA
Molecule: messenger RNA, 1930 nt
Organism: Condylostylus longicornis
Lineage: Eukaryota; Metazoa; Arthropoda; Insecta; Diptera; Dolichopodidae
Product: leucine-rich repeat-containing G-protein coupled receptor 6-like
Exons: 1
Coding region: 121-1773 (550 amino acids)
Cellular component (GO): extracellular matrix
Molecular function (GO): protein binding
Source: RefSeq, a predicted model, not a curated record